Molecule: messenger RNA, 3690 nt
Organism: Fopius arisanus
Lineage: Eukaryota; Metazoa; Arthropoda; Insecta; Hymenoptera; Braconidae
Gene: ome
Product: dipeptidyl peptidase 4 omega
Exons: 14
Coding region: 977-3418 (813 amino acids)
Biological process (GO): proteolysis
Cellular component (GO): plasma membrane
Molecular function (GO): serine-type peptidase activity; dipeptidyl-peptidase activity
Source: RefSeq, a predicted model, not a curated record
UUCAAAAUUGUUCUUAUCAGACGAGAAAAUGGUUUCUAUCCGAGGAAUGUAGGGCCCCCAGGGCUUGCAGUCUGUGAUGUGGGAUUGUGAUUGAUUUAUUAAGGUUUUCCCUCGGGAUUUUUGAAAAUGUAAAUGGAAUUCCUGCCAAUUAAAUAAAAUAUUGUCGAUUAUUCAACGAGCAGAUUUUAUACGAUGGGAGAAAUGACCUUUGCGCCGUUCAUAUAUUGUGUGGUUCAUAUUAUUCGAUUAUUCCCUCGGGGCAUGUAUAAUAACGUUGAUUAUAGCGAACUUCGAAGUGAUCAGUCGUGGGGAAUUGUCAAAUUCAGUGUUUCGUUUACAACCAUUUGGAAAUUGGAUGGGAUGGAUUUUUUUUUUCGUUCGAGUGAAGUCGACGAUAUUUUAUUUAUUAAAAUUACAAUUUCACUGAUCCAGUAACAAAGUAAAAUGAGUAAUUAAUCAAUUUGCAUACUUGACAUCAACCCGAUUAGCGUAUUGAGUCAUAAUGUCACUUAGAUCAUAUAACAAGAACAUAAUUUUUUUCUCUUACUUUAAAGUUACAGUUGCUGAUCUAUUUUGACCUGUUCCCAAGAGCCCAUUAAUUUUCCUGUUGGCAGUUUUGAUUUGGUUAUUGACGUUUAUAUCGAGACCCCUGGAAAUUCAUGUUGUUUGCAAAUGUGAGGGAAUGCUCUGUGCACCAGUAAAAUAAAAUCAAACGAUUUAUACGAGCGGUAUAAAUCGGCGGUGAUUAAAUUAUCCAAGUGCUGUGUACGAAAACAACUCUAUAAUCCGGUCUUUUAGUGGAAAAAAAGUAAAAAAAAGAAAAAAAGUCACGAGAUUGGAGUCGACUGAUGAAACUGUUUUGAUAUCAAUAUUGCCAUCGUUCAAGUUCAGAGAAAUCAUACGCGUAUCACGCACUGUCCUUCACUCAUAGUUAAAGUGAGGCUAGUUUAGCAAAAUAUGAAUGAGAGUUUGAACGAUGUCACAUGUGAAGGCACGUUGGGUUGACGAUUGCGCAAUUAGCUUGUUGGAAGGUACAAAGGGUGACGGAAGUUGUUGGGAAACAGAGAGCGAGGGGAACAGUGACAUUGAAGCUCUCCCUUUGAUUCACGAUAAACAGUGGUUAAAACCUGAAAUUGCAGCCAUGAGGCAAGACGAAACUACGCGUAUUAAUCGCACCAGCUUUGACAUAGGAUCCCGCACGGAACUGAUGACGAAAAACAACCGUCGAAAUUGGCGUCGGCUGUUGGUUGGCGGACUGAUAGCAAUCUUAGUGCUUGCACUGCUGAUCACAGCGAUUAUUUUACUCACGAGUAGUCCAAAUUCUCCAAAUGCCCCGACACCUACUGCAUCUAAAAUUACUCUCGAUGACUGGCUCUUCGGAUCCUUGACCACCAAACCCUUCAAUGGAACCUGGAUAAAUGAUGAUCAGAUCCUGUACAGGGAUGAACCUGGAAAUUUGAUGGUUUACAGCAUUGAAAAUGCUUCAGCGCGAGUAUUAAUGCCGACUUCGCAGCCUGCACUCAGCUCGAGUUUUGAUCAUCAGCUGUCGCCGGAUGGGAAUUAUCUGCUGUUGGCGUCGAAUUAUCAGAAGUUCUACCGACAUACCUAUCUGGCCCAAUACAGGAUUGUCAAUGUGAAAACACUAACCGAGAAACUAUUGACAGUUGGAAAUUCGACAAUCCAACAAUUGGCAACAUGGACGGGCCAUGGAAAUGGGCUUGUGUACGUCAAUCAGAAUAACAUAUAUUACAGACCAGAGGCGGAAGUAAUGAUCGAUUAUCAGAUUACCAACACCGGUGUUUUCGGAAAGAUUUACAAUGCUGUGCCGGAUUGGGUGUACGAGGGUGAGUUGAUGUGCUUUAAUAAAAGUGGCACAACAAACCCUACGGUGAAAUUAUUCUACGUGGACCUUGAGAAAGUGGAAAACAGUGGUAACAACAUAAGCCUGAUCGAGAUCAAGUAUCCACCGCAGUUGGCCAACUCGGAGAGAAUUCUGGCAGCAGUUGCCUUUCCCACUGAGACCCUCGUGUCAGCUACGUGGAUGAACCGAGUCCAAAACCACGCGUAUUUUCAUCUCUACAACGUUGAGACCUCGGUCUACACAACGGCACUGGACUAUCACGAGAAGCACGGUUGGAUUGAACAAUUUACUCCUCCACACUUCAGCAGAGAUGGUAAAACUUUCAUUCUGAUUUUACCUCAGAAACAGAGUUCGGACAAUGACUACUGGUCGCACUUGGUUAUGGUGACGAACACAGCAACCGGUACAACACGUGCACUAACUUCUGGCACCUUUGUUGUCACUGAAAUAGUCGCAUGGGACCAGGACAACUACCUCGUGUACUAUUUGGCGACAGUACCAGGUGAUCCGGGUCAGCAACAUCUGUACCGAGUGUCGACCCUAGAGAUGGUGUCAGUCCCCGAAUGUCUCAGCUGUGGGGUUAAGAGUGAUGCCGAUGGUACAUACUGUCUCUACAACGAAGCAGAACUCUCACCAGAUAACAGUCACUACAUACUCACUUGCGCUGGUCCUGGUGUACCCGAUGUCUCAAUAUACAACAGUAUGAACACGUCGAAAGUGGUGACGUGGGAGAACAACGCCGGAGUUGCUAAAGAGAUAGCGAAAAAAUCGCGACCUCUUGUAAAAAGAUUCACAGUACCAGUGGGUGGUGGUUUUGAGGCGCAAGUUAGAUUGUUGAUACCACCAGGCGCCGACUUGACCGGUACCACCAAGUAUCCAAUGCUAGUUUACGUAUAUGGUGGACCUGACACCUACCAAGUAACGGAAAAAUUCCACAUAGACUGGGGCACGUAUCUCGUAACUAACAAAGACAUUAUUUACGCUGCGAUCGACGGCCGUGGAUCCGGAUUAAAAGGCAGUGCAAUGCUAUUUGCCGGAUACAGAAAUUUAGGAACAGUGGAAAUUUACGACCAGAUAAACGUCACGAGACAUUUGCAGGAGAAUUUCUCCUUCAUCGACAAAACGAGAACAGCGAUAUGGGGAUGGAGUUAUGGGGGAUAUGCUGCUGGUAUGAGUCUGGCAAUGGACCGAGAUGCUGUAUUCAAAUGUGGAAUGUCCGUCGCCCCAGUGACCGAUUGGGCACUUUAUGAUUCCAUUUACACCGAGCGGUUUAUGGGCCUACCAAAAGUCUCCGACAAUCUACAUGGUUACGAGCAGGGCCAACUUUUGAACAAAGUAGAUAACAUUAAAUCCAAUAGCUACUACCUUAUUCACGGAACCUUUGACGACAAUGUGCACUAUCAGCAGUCUCUCCUACUUGCCAAAGUCCUCGAGCAAAAGGAUAUACUCUUUAGACAACAGACGUACACGGAUGAGGACCACGGAAUCGCUCAAUCACGAUCGCACCUCUAUCACUCAAUGGAGAAUUUCCUUGACGACUGUUUAAUAAAAUUAUGAUCACGAGAUAUUUUUCAACGAUAAAAAUAUUGAGAGUACAUUCAGCCUCAGACUUGUCUGUAAAUAAAUGGGAAUAACGACGAUCCUGUACAAAGUUUAUGUACGAUAUUGUAAUAUGAGUGUUCAUGUAAAUAUCAAUCCAGAGAUUAGGGGAAUACGAUGAUUGUCAAGAUUUUUAAUUACAAAUAGAUCGUUUUUUCAAGAGUGAUUAUAAAGUUUUAUGGAAAGAUAUGGAGAACAAUUUUUUAAUGAAUAAAAAUUAUUACAAAGAA